GCCGUUGCUGGUCCUCGUUUCUAGCGUGAACACGAAGCGGAGAUACCCACCCACUUCAUUCAAAGAUGCAAUUAACUCUUGAGUUCGGUGGAGGUUUAGAAUUGCUCUGUGACUCCAUAAAGAUUCAUAAAGUUAACAUCAACUUCCCUAAUGAAUCAGAUAUCUUGACAGUGAAGGAUUUGCUUUCAUGGGUUCGUACCAAUCUGAUCAAGGAAAGACCUGAAAUGUUCAUGAAAGGCGAUACUGUGAGGCCUGGAGUUCUCGUGCUGGUUAACGACUGCGACUGGGAGCUUAGCGGCCAGCUCGAUACAACAUUAGAAGAUAAAGAUGUUGUAGUCUUCAUUUCUACUCUGCACGGUGGAUGAAGUAUUGAAAUUAGCCAUCACAUCAAUCAUUCUGCUCUUUUCCAACAACUUGUGAAUUGUGAUGAACAAUAUUCCUAACAAAGAUCAUUGUUGUUUCUGAGUGAUAUUUUUCAACCACGUCAUUUGUAAUUGAGGGAAUAUGAAUGAUGUUUAUGAAUCUUUGAAAAUCCCUCUACAU
Molecule: messenger RNA, 543 nt
Organism: Camelina sativa (false flax)
Lineage: Eukaryota; Viridiplantae; Streptophyta; Magnoliopsida; Brassicales; Brassicaceae
Product: ubiquitin-related modifier 1 homolog 2
Biological process (GO): tRNA thio-modification
Cellular component (GO): cytoplasm
Source: RefSeq, a predicted model, not a curated record